Physcomitrium patens is the source of this 1075-nucleotide messenger RNA. Its product is annotated as protein CURVATURE THYLAKOID 1B, chloroplastic. The record is from RefSeq and is a predicted model, not a curated record. Gene Ontology annotation, cellular component: thylakoid; chloroplast thylakoid membrane. NCBI's taxonomy places the organism in Eukaryota, Viridiplantae, Streptophyta, Bryopsida, Funariales, Funariaceae.
UCGAGUGACCGGAGGUGAAGGGUAGCGAUUGCAAAGGAAAACCCACCGCUCCCGCCAGUGCUGUGAUUUUCUGACCACGUUUUUGGAGUUUGGGUGUCUUGUUUAGGGUGUGCCGCUCAUUGCCCGAAGCUGUCUUUGCGGUUUAGGUUUGCAAUCAUGGCAGCUACUUCUGCAUGCGUCGUGUCGUCCGUGGUCGCCGCCAGUACCGCCAACAGCCAUGUUGCCACUGCGACCAGGACCAUCGCUUCCUAUGGGACGUUGCUGUCCACUCGCCGGGCUUCCUUCAAGACCGGCGUCGUGGUUCCGGCCACCGCUCGCAGUGCUGCCUUUCGAACUGAGCCUAAGAAAUAUUUGACAAUUGUUGCCGCGAAGGCAACAAAGGAUCCCGAGACGACGGUUGAAUCAACUGUGGAUGAUACGUCUGCUGCAUUCGAAGACGCACUCAAAAGCGUUCAAGAAGCGUGGGAGAAGACGGACGACAAAGUCGCCAUUGCAGGAUUAGGAUUGGCGGGACUUGUUGCCAUCUGGUCUGCUGCCGGCCUUAUUAACGCGGUUGACAAGCUACCCCUCAUUCCUGACUUUUUUGAAUUCGUUGGAAUUUUGUUCUCUGGGUGGUUUGUGUACCGAUACUUGCUCUUCAAGCCCGACAGGGAAGUGCUGUUCAAGUUCAUUGACGAGACUAUGACAAAGAUUACUGGCCAGUGAGUUUGAGCAGUAUUGUAAAAUUACAUUUUUCUCCCUGUAAUGGAAAUGAGUUGCAGUUUUACUGCACGAGUUGCCUCCUUAGUACUUGCAAAUCUGUUACCAUUAGAUUGGUGUCUUAGGAUACAAGCCUUUCGUUCUUUUCUGGCCAUCAACAUAGUGAAUCGGAAAUCUGUGGAGUUCAAGGUUUAGAACAUUUAUCUGGUUUAACCGCUGGUUACAACUGGCUCAAUGAUCUUCUGAUCGGUGUGCAAAUUUACUUUCUGUUAUUCAUGGGGGCUGGGACUGACACAUAGGGAAAGUGUGUGGAAUAUUGUCAUUUUUCAUUGUGCAUAAACUGUUUUGAUUAAUUAUCUAGUUAUACAUUGUUCUC